Fomitopsis serialis is the source of this 2162-nucleotide messenger RNA. RefSeq lists its product as uncharacterized. The annotation marks the transcript as partial. NCBI's taxonomy places the organism in Eukaryota, Fungi, Basidiomycota, Agaricomycetes, Polyporales, Fomitopsidaceae. The record is from RefSeq and is a predicted model, not a curated record. The transcript has 6 exons.
AGCAGGAAGGCUCGCAAAAUACAGGUACGCCCUUACUGGACGUACUCAACUCGCCUCCGCCUGUGUCAGUGCCCGCGCCAGCGUGCGUGUCGACGAACAUGGAGUUCGUCGUGCGCACUACGGACCAUGAAGAUGGCACCUCCGCCCCCAGGGACGACUGCGAAGUCGUACCCAAUGUCCCGCACGGCAGUGCAUCCGUGCUGCGGGACGACCUCGCGGUCGUCCCACUCAUCUCGCAAUACGACAUGGCGGACGUGCAGUACUGCACGUCCGACGUGCCUCACCAUCCCACGACCGGAUGUCGAGUAGCGGGUACGCCCCAGAUGGACGUACCCACCUCGACACUUCAUCCCUUGCCCGCGCCCAUACCAACAAGCGUAGCGACGAACGUGAAGUUCGUCGUACGCAUGGCUGGCCAAGAGGACGGCAUGUUCACGCUGCCGGACGACCUAUUGGUCGUGCUUUCCGAUACGCAAGGCCGCGCGCCAGUAUUAGAGGACGACCGCGAGGUCGUACAUUUCAAUGCGCAAGGCGGCAUGAUGGAUCAGCAGCGAUGCAGGUCAGAGAUGCCCCAUCCAGCGUCGACCGUCCGUUGUGCAGCGCGUACGUCUAGCCUGCCGCUAGACGUACACGGGGCUUAUGACCACCCCUCGUCGAUUGCCCCUGACUUCUUGUCUGGCAGCUAUAUCGCUCGUCCACCCACAACGCAACACGGCCUGCACGUCCUCACGGAACUGGCAGAGUCGUGGGUUCACCUCGACGACAGAUCCAGCAGCCCCCAAUCGCGCGCGGCCGCAUUCCGGGAAGACUUGUACUCCCAACCGGAAGUGCGAGCCCCCGGUAGCGUCAAGACAGCUGAACACCUCGCUGUUCAACUGACAGGCCCGCAAUACGACCUUGACCUGCUCGACGAAGUGUUGGACCUCAAUCCCGACUUGUUGAGCAGUCACCACCGUCUUCGCGACCCCGGCGCCUCUGCGAGUGCGCAGCCCGACGCUUGCGUAGCCCCAACGAACACGCGAGUUCGGGAUUGCGAGGCGACUACUGCACUACCGACAGUGCAGCAGCCGGCGCUUACGGACUCCGACCGACCAGAACGGCUGUCCGACCGUCAACCCGACGAGAACUUCACAGUUCUCAUCGAGGGUUCGAUCCUAGGGACCCCUACCAAACUCCCCAUCACCUCCUUCGCGGCCCCCGACAUCGGUGGCGACUACGAGAGGCGUCACGAGUCGGAGCUCGUGCACGCACCCCGAAGAUCGAGUGCAGGACGGACGGAGGAUCAGGGCGGGGUCGAGGUGGAGGUGGAGGAGAUUGCAGAGGCAGGAGAGGCAGAGGAGGAAGGUCAGACAGAAGGAAGAGAGGGGGAAGGGCACGGCGUAGGCAAGGAAGACAAGCUUCCGUGCUCGGAAGACAAAAGUACGCCCGUACUGGACGUACCUCCCCCGCUUAUAUCGCCACCCCUUACACCGUCAUCACCACUAUCGACGGCCACGACAACCACACUGGUUGUCGUGGCAAUCACCGUGCACAAUGGUGGUACGGGCAGACCACGGGGCGACCUACAGGUUGCUCCCGGCACGGCUAGGCAUUGCGGUACGAUCGGCGAGCGAGUCUGCUCGUCCGAUGUAUCCGACAUCUUCACAGCUCACGCGCAGACGACGAGUUCCUCGCUCGACAUCUACGCUGAGGUGCUUAGCAGUGGAUCAAACAACGAGUACCUCAAGGUACUCGCUGCGCAUUCACCACCUCCUAUCCCACUACCACCACCUGUGACGAUCACGACAAUCAACGUGGUUGUCGUGGCAGUCACCACGUAUGACGGUGCUGCACCCGGCAUGACGAUGCAUCGCGGUACAAUCGCCCACGCGCAGACGUUGGGCUUCCCCGUCGACGUCCACGAUGAGGAAGUUGACGGUGAUUCGAGAAGCGAGUACCUCGUGGUACUCGUGCCAGUAUCAUUACCCUGCAUUCCGAUACCACCACCGAUUGGUCACAUCCAUGCUGAGCUCGCUGGCGAAUGCGAGUACAUUACAGCUCGGGUUGCGACCACCCUCACUGGUCCCAUCACCAUCAUCCAUGAUGUAUCUGGAGAAUUCACAAUUUCCUCUUUCUUUGUUUCUCUGGUUAUCUCUGGGACCCGUGGUCGUGUCCAGUGGGGG